GGGCCGUUCAUCAGUCAGUGCCGAUUGUGUUUGUGAAAGGCAGAAGAGAUGGAUGACAUCGAUGCUAUGUUCAGUCACCUGCUGGGAGAGAUGGAUCAUCUCUCUCAGAGUCUAGAACAAGCAGCAGGUUCAUCAGGAGUGGAUGUGACUCCACAAGAGAGCUCCUUCUCCAUUGGCUUCAACAAUCUGAACGAGUCUCUUAAUGAGCUGGAGGACCAUGACCUGGAUGCUCUUGUAGCUGAUCUGGAGUCAAAGACAACUGGACAACAAUGUCCCAAUCAUGAAGACACCAGAAACCCUACAGGAAAUCAAACCAUGCUCCCUGCCAUUUAUCAAGAGUCUGAGCCUGUAGUGACCUUUCCUGUGGUUACCACACAGUCAUCAAGAGCAGUGAAAAUAAAUGAACCCCAAACAAAGGCAGACAAAAUUAAAGUUGCGCUGGAGAAACUGAAGGAAGCCAAAGUGAGGAAGCUGAUAAUAAAGGUGCUGAUGAGUGACAACAGCUCCAAGACUCUAAUGGUGGACGAGAGACAGACAGUCAGAGACGUUUUGGACAAGCUGUUUGAGAAGACACACUGCGAGAGCAGCAUCGAUUGGAGCCUGUGUGAAAGCAAUCCUGAGAUGCAGAUUGAAAGAGCCUUUGAGGAUCAUGAAUGUCUUGUGGAACCGCUGUCUGCUUGGAGCCGGCACAGUGAAAACAAACUCUAUUUCUUGUCAACACCUCAAAAGUAUAUGAUGUUCACAGAGCCUCAGAUUUUUUACAUGUGGAAGAAGAAAUCUAGCAUGAGUAGCAUAAAUAGCCAAGCCAAAGAGCUGCUUAUCAAGGAGCAUUUUGGAGGUUCUACAGUUAUUGUCCCUAAUCUUGAGGGCAUGUUAUAUCUAAAAGAGGAUGGGAAGAAGGUUUGGAAACCUCGCUACUUCAUGCUUAGGGCCUCUGGGAUCUAUUAUGUCCCCAAAGGAAAAACAAAGUCUUCCUCUGAUCUCGCCUGUUUUAUUCGCUUUGAAAAAGUCAACAUCUACACCACCUCCAGCUACAAACAGAAAUACAGAGCUCCCACAGACUUCAGUUUUCUGUUAAAGCAUCCCUGCAUUCAGAAGGAGUCUCCCUACAUGAAGUUCCUGUGCUGUGAAGACAAACAGACGCUGCUGCUAUGGGUCAACUCUAUCAGAAUAGCAAAGUAUGGUACUGCUCUGUACAAGAACUAUCAAGCUGCGGUGAAUAGAGCAUCCGCUGUGCAAAUUCCCUAGUCUGCAGCAAAGAGGCAAAUCCAACAGUCAUACCUCUCUGGAAAGCCCAUACCCAGGUCCAUUAGUCAAAUCCAAUGAAGGUGUCCCUACUGAAUCACCCUCUGACUUCAUCCAUCCUCUUCCUUCUGGAUGAGAACAUCCUUGAGACUUCUGCACAACAUCUUGCCUGAGAGCUGGUAUUAAAAUGCAGGCCACUUUUACUGGCACCUCUGGUAAAGAUGUGUAAAAAAAAUAAACCAGUUUUUAAUUGCAGUUUUCAUGAUUUGAAGAUGUUUGAGUUUUGUUUUUGGUCUUGUCUCUGAUCGUGAUAGUUAAUGUUUUCCAGCUGGUGCUUCAGUGCAUUCCUUUACGUUCUCACUUGUUCUGGGUAUCGUGCAUUUUACUUCUGUUAUUUUUAUAUUUAUCUUUUAAUUUCAUUGUCAUUGUUUCUCUGUUCAGCAGUCAGCUUUAUUCGGUCCACCUGCUCUAUGCUCAUCAGUCUCACUGUUUCCACCUGUGCCAUGGUCAAUAUUUACUCGUCUGUUCAGUUUACUCUUCGCUGGAGUAUAGUGUCUGUCCAUGCCUGUUUGCCGCGGCAAGCCUGUCCAUGUGCAUGCCUGCCACUGUUACCACCUGCCUGUUGUGAGUUUUUCUUUUGAAAAUUAAACAUUUUUCACUUAC
Girardinichthys multiradiatus is the source of this 1908-nucleotide messenger RNA. RefSeq names its product amyloid beta A4 precursor protein-binding family B member 1-interacting protein-like. Gene Ontology annotation, biological process: signal transduction. The transcript has 13 exons. Gene Ontology annotation, cellular component: plasma membrane; cytosol. The record is from RefSeq and is a predicted model, not a curated record. Bases 49 to 1248 code for a protein of 399 amino acids. NCBI's taxonomy places the organism in Eukaryota, Metazoa, Chordata, Actinopteri, Cyprinodontiformes, Goodeidae.